Messenger RNA from Ramularia collo-cygni, 1521 nucleotides. Its product is annotated as related to quinate transport protein. NCBI's taxonomy places the organism in Eukaryota, Fungi, Ascomycota, Dothideomycetes, Mycosphaerellales, Mycosphaerellaceae. The record is from RefSeq and is a predicted model, not a curated record. Bases 1 to 1521 code for a protein of 506 amino acids. The transcript is spliced from 5 exons. Gene Ontology annotation, biological process: transmembrane transport; carbohydrate transport. Gene Ontology annotation, molecular function: carbohydrate:proton symporter activity. Gene Ontology annotation, cellular component: membrane.
AUGGCGAAGCUCCGAGGUACCAGGCUGGGUGCGUUCCGCGCCUACUCCUUUGGGUUCUUCAUCUGUCUGUCCGGAUUUCUGUUCGGAUAUGAUACCGGAAUCGUUGGCGGCGUUUUAACGAUGGAGAGUUACAAGCGUGACUUUGGUUACACAGACAACACGACAGUUGCUGCCGUCAUGGUCUCUCUCCAGAAUGUUGGUGCUUUCCUGGCCGCUCUUGGCAUCUUCCCAAUCAGUGAACGAUUUGGAAGGAAGAAGACCAUUCAAGUUGCUUGUAUCGUCUUCAUCCUUGGCGUGAUUCUGCAAGUCAUCCCCUCGCACUCUUUGGUUUGCUUCUACAUCGGUCGGUUUGUUGCAGGACUUGGGCUUGGUGGAGCUACUGCGGUUGCUCCCUCCUACAACGCAGAGCAGGCGCCAAAGGAGAUUCGAGGCAAACUCGGGAGCGGAAUGCAAUGGCUGUUUGCGCUUGGUGUGAUGAUCUCCUACUGGGUGGACUACGCUACGGUGAAGAGUCUCCCCGUUUCUUCCGCACAGUGGCAGAUACCUGUCGGUCUGCAAAUCGUUCCCGCAUUCAUCCUUGGCUUCGGACUUUUCUUCCAAAAGGAGAGCAUUCGAUGGUUGGCAAAGAAGGGUCGCUAUGACGAGGCACUCGCCAACCUGAAAUGGAUGCGUGCUGACGACAGCCCGGAGGUCAUGGCCGAGUUCAACGAAAUCAAGACUUCAUUGGUGGAGGAAUCCCGUGCUCGCGAGGGAUUCAGCCACCGAGAGCUUCUCGAGCCCGCAAAUCGGUACCGCCUAUCUCUUGCCGUUGGAGUCUUCCUUGGCCAACAGUGUACCGGAAUGACGGCACUCGCCUACUUCGGGCCCCAGUUCUUCAAGCUGCUCGUUGGAUCUUCUUCGUCGAACCUGCUCCUCAUUACAGGUCUAUUUGGUGCCGAGAAGUUCAUCAUGGUUGGAACCUAUAUCCUCUUCUUUAGCGAGAUGUGGAAUCGUCGGCCCACGCUUUGGGUUGCGGCGCUAUUGAUGUCGGUCUGCUUCCUCAUCGUCACGGUGAUCAACAAUACCACGCCAGUACCCAUCGCCAACAGUGCCUCCCCAGCUGGGAUCGCUACUGUCGCCAUGAUCUUCCUUACCAACUCAAUCUACCAGUUCAGCUGGGGUCCGGUUCCGUGGCCCUAUGCUUCGGAAAUCUUUCCCUCUCGAAUCCGUGAAGUCGGCACAUCGGUCGGUGUCAGCACACAGUGGCUCUUCAACUUUUUGUUCUCUUUGGUAACGCCAUACAUGAUCGCAGCAUGGGGAAGCUAUGUUUUCCUCUUCUAUGCCGCUCUCGAUGUCAUCAUGGCCGGCCUUGUCUAUUUCUUCCUCAAAGAGACAAAGGGACGCUCUCUGGAGGAGAUUGAAAGCUUGUUUGAAACCAGAUCUGCUUCGGAGGUUGAGGACGCGCGGACGAGAGCACUUGAUAGGAUCAGUGAGGACGAUGUCGCUGAUGUCCAUGUUACCGGGAAGGUCGAUAGACGUUGA